Molecule: messenger RNA, 943 nt
Organism: Coccidioides posadasii C735 delta SOWgp
Lineage: Eukaryota; Fungi; Ascomycota; Eurotiomycetes; Onygenales; Onygenaceae
Source: RefSeq, a predicted model, not a curated record
CCCUCGGGGAUAGGAGGUGAGCUCCGGGAUACUUUAGACUCUUAUCAGGAGGCAAAGGCGCCAAAGAAAUUUGCGUCUCAUUAACAACACAGAUUAUACAUGAUCCAAAGAGGUUGACAAGCACCUGCUAACAAAAUGGCUUCCAUUUCAGAUGUGAUGAGGGCGGAUCAGCAGCAGAUGCGAGAUCACUACCAAAAAAUCAUCGAGGCCCAGGAUGACGACACCAGGAAGCGUUGGGGCAACCAGUUCGUCUGGGAGCUUGCCCGCUAUGCUGUGGCCGAAGAGCUCGUCGUGUAUCCGGCCCUCGAGUCUCACAUGGACCAUGGCAAGGUUAUAGCCGAUAAGGAUAGGGGUGAAAACCAGCAGAUCAAAGAGUUGCUGGCCAAGUUCCAAGAUAUGAAGCCCAGUGACCCGCGAUAUCUACCAAUGCUAGAUUCCAUCAUGGAUAAUCUGAACAAGCAUUUUGAUGAAGAACAGGAUGAGGAUAUCCCUUCCCUGGAAUCUGUCUUGGAGCCGGCGGAAUCCGAAACCAUUUCUAGGCGGUUUGAGCGGACUAAGAUCUUGAUGCCGACACGCGCCCAUCCAAAUGCGCCAACUCAGCCAUAUUUUGAAACAGCAAUUGCCUUUAUGCAAGCGCCAAUGGAUCGUAUUGCAGAUAUCAUGUGGAGAGAAUUCCCCGAGUUUUAGGGCAACUCGAGGCGAAUCGUUAGCCAAAACUGGCUUUGAAGCUGACGCAGGAACUCUGCUGCUUAAGAAACGAUGUUCAAAAUAUUAUCCAUGACCGAGGUACUUCCUUAUGUUAGGGGUUGCUAAUCUGGGGUCUGAUCUUGCUGGAAAACACCUGCGAUCGUUUUGAGGCUUUCACGGUAAUGAUGACGGAAAGGCACAUAUUCAAGUUUUGUAAAGGGUAAUGUGAGGUAUAAUUAUGAGCCAUUAAAAGGAG